AGUGCAGUAGACCGGAAAAUGUGCUCGUUUUGCCAUCUCUAUCGCAUUGCAUUUUCAUUAACUCCAAUUGGAUUUGUUUGUUAUGCCGAAGCAGCUGAUUAUUAAGAGUAAAAAAUAAAAUUGGUUAACUGGCACGAAAUAAAGUGUUAAUCGUCAGGUGCACGAUUUAUUAGAGCUUAUCUUGAAUUUCUAUUAGCUGUGAUAAGACAAAGAUAUAUUCAUAGCAUUGAAAAGUUCUAAAGCGCAAAACAUAGCAGGUUGUUGAAAGAAAUUGGUAGAUUCUAUUGACAAUUAAUUCGUAAGCGUGUACAUCUCGUCUAUGAGGCGCCAGCAAGUUUGCAACCGGAGAAUCGAUAAACAGAAAGUGUCAUUUCGAAGUUAUUAAAUCCAUAAAUACUUAUGACGUCGCGGCAGAUUCUAAAGUGAAUUUCAUAAUCUUAGCAAAAGUAGUUUCAGAUAUCAUAAACAAAACUGCAAUGAAUAAGCAAGUGAUAACAUUUUGCGUGUCGAUCUUGAUAGUGUUAGACAUUGGUUAUGCUGAUACUAAUGACCCACUGAUCUUUUCCACUAAUGACUGCGAGUUAACAGAGCCUAUUUAUGGGGAAAAAUUCAAUCUCAAAGCCUUACGUUCCGACAUUGCAAAGGUUGUGAAGGGCGACAGGGACGACACAUUCGAGUACAAUAUUUGUGGCAGUUUGGGCCGGGCAUGUAAUGGUGUUAAGGAUGCGUCUGCUUGCCUUAGGAGAGGCAAUCAGGAGUUUGUUCUCGGCACUCAACACCAAUUGAAUUAUCGCCGUGGCAAAAUGUACUUUGAAUUUAGUAAUGGCGCCAAGUGUGCCAGCGGCGAUGGCGAGUUUAAAUUGUUUGUGUUCCUUGGCUGUGACUACACAUUGGAUGCUGAACAAUCGAAAGUGACAUCAUAUUCUGCCAAUGCGUGUAAAUUCUAUAUAUCGUUAGAGACACCAUAUGCCUGUUUGCCUGAACCCGAGAUAGUUAAAUCGAAUGGUUGCAGUGUGCAGGACCCCGUUACUGGACACAAUUAUGAUUUGCUUGCGUUGAGUGACUUUAAUUAUAGAGCAAGCGAUCGACAUGGCAAUAUAUUUACGGUGAACAUUUGCAAGCCAGUGCUAUAUAGCGAGAAUGCAAUGUGUCCCAAAGCGAGUAGUGUGUGUUUAGUAAAAUUAAAUUCCACCGACUACAAACAACGGUUUGUGGACUAUGGUACCGUACAGCCUAAUCCUAUAUUAGAAAACGGGUAUUUGCUCAUGCGCCUUCCAUCCCCAACACCUUAUAAUGCGACACAUAAUUACUCCUCAACUAUACACUUCAUAUGUGAUAAUGAAAUGAAGAGUUCUCAAUUGUCAUUUAUUGGCGCCAAAGAAAAUGUGUAUGCCUUUUCGUUUACCACGCUUUUGGCCUGUAAUAACAAUCCACCAUGCACUACGAUAACCCAUGGCAAUGAAGUUUUGGAUAUGCGAUCACUGCAGGGUAAGACCUACGAGUUGUCGAUGUCUUCAAAAAAUUAUACGUUCGGCAUCUGUGCGAAUGCGGGUCAUUCGUGUUUGUCAAAUGAUGGCUCCUGCCUCAUCGAGAACCAACAGACCACCAGUUUGGGCCAAAAAAAUUCUCAACUACGUUCCGAUCGGUCCGGCUCACCGUAUUUGCUGUACACCGAUGGAGCACUCUGUGAUGGCCAAAACAAGUGGUCAACGAGAAUUGAGUUUGUCUGUGCCAGCAACACCAGUAAUGCAUUGGGUCCGAAAAUAAUCGAAAAUAAAAAUUGCCAACUACUAAUUCACUUUCAAACACCAUUGGCUUGUCAUGAGCAGAUUGCCUGCAAAGUCAAAGUCUAUGUUGAGCAUUCGGAGGACGGCACCGGCGAGGAGGUGGUCGAUUUGACGCCAUUGAUUAGUACAACGGAUAACUAUGAAGCCGAAAUUAAUAACGCAUCGAUAACGGAACAACAAGUGCCUAAAUCGACCAAGUUUUUCCUCAAUGUCUGCCGUCCGUUGGUGCCGAAAUUCGGCUUGGGUUGCACGGGUGGCUCGGCAGCCUGCAUGGCUAAGGUGGAUUCGUCGUCGGCGACACCGGAGGAGGAGAAGAGUCUUGGUUUCCCAAUGGCGUCGUUGGUCGCCUACAAUCGCACCGUCGCGGAAUUACGUUAUCUGCGCGGCAGCAUUUGCCCCACGGACAACAAAACGGAACUCUCCUCCAGCCUUAUAUUCAACUGUGAUAUGCGUGCCGGUCGGGGCAAACUAAUUCUACAGGCAAUUAUCGAUUGUCAUUACGAAUUCCAGUGGACGACCAACGUCAUAUGUCCCUCACAUAUGUGCGCUUUUAAUGAGGAGACUUGCGAAAUAAUUAACAACGAUAUUAAUUUCAAUUACGAACUGAAAAAGGCGCCUUUCGCUGACGCUGGUCAAAUAAAGAUUCCCAAUGGAAAAGAUGAGUUUACACUCAACAUUUGUGGAAACCAUCGCAAAGCUGAAACUGAUUACUCUCAGGGUUUKGUGAAUUUGUUCUUCACUACAGAAGCGCCAUGCGGCAAUUCAAAUGUUCAGCUGCGCCUUAUUUGUAGUGGUGACACCAAGCGCGUUAUCAACUAUGACAAUGCGGGCAAGGAAUGCAACUUGGUCGUGCACCAGAGAACGCCGGAUAUCUGCAAAUUCCUUAGACUGGCGGUGCCGCCGCCAACGGUGCAGGACUCUGGCGCUAACAGCACUGUUGCAACACCGACAACUACAACGACAAAGAGCAGCACAGCAGCACCAGCAGGCGGCGUAGAUAAUGGCGGCGCACAUCCUGCCGAGCAAACUGGCUCCAUUGGUGCUAUAUUGGCCGCCAUACUAUCGUUGACUUGCUUCGUCGCUUGCCUUGGCGUGUUUGCCUUUUCGCCGGAACGGCGGAACAGCGUGAGGCGCUUGUUUAGACGCACUACAUCGGCGGUGCGUUACUCGAGGACAUAAAACAAAAAAUACAUAUAUAUUUAAACAAAACAAAAUAUAAUUAAUAAAAGCUGAAAAUACAAAAUUAUAAUAAUCAGCAAUUCUAAAUUAGAUCGAAGAGAAUAUAUAUGUAUUAUUGUAUGAGCGAAAUUUUUAAGCAUUUUUUAAACUUAUAGUGUAUUACACACACAUACAUAAAAGAAAUAUUUUGAAAACAUACUUGUAAAUUGUGAAUGUGCAACUUGGAAUGUCAAGAAAUGGAGAUCUCUUUUGUGUAUAGACCAUAAAUGUAAAGAAUUUUUUUUUUAAUUAUAUUUGUGCGAGUGUAAGCAUACAACUAUACCUUUAUAUGUAUGGUAUGAAAAGUAAUAUGGAGUUAGAAGCAAGAAAGAAACUAAAAACUAUAUGUUUUCAACAGUUGCAAGCGUAUAUCAUUGCAUUUUAUUAUAAGUAUUUCCAUAAAAAAGAUUAUAUAAAAGACAUAAAACAUUGUAAGUGCAUUAUGGCAUGUAUGUAUAAACGCAUGUAUGUAUGUAUGCAGGGAAGCCAGGCGCUUAGGCUUUUUGAAGUACCCCCUAAGGUAUUGGCGAUCUAAAGACCUACAUAAACACCUUAAUAUAUUACACAAAUACACAUAUAUACCUAUAUACAUAUAAACAGCUUGAAUUGUGAUUGCAACGCACACACAUACAUACAUACCUACAUAUACAUAGCUACAUCAAAGCAUGUUGCCAUCCUUUAGUAAUCUUUUGUAAUGCUUAAACAACUACUUACGUGUGUCUGAGCUGAAAUUUAUUCCUAUUUAUCUCUUAAAUAAUAUUCAAUAUUUCUGUAUUUAUCACCACUAUGUACUUAAUUAAAAAUAUGAAUU
Molecule: messenger RNA, 3816 nt
Organism: Bactrocera latifrons
Lineage: Eukaryota; Metazoa; Arthropoda; Insecta; Diptera; Tephritidae
Gene: Lerp
Product: cation-independent mannose-6-phosphate receptor
Biological process (GO): lysosomal transport
Cellular component (GO): trans-Golgi network
Molecular function (GO): signaling receptor activity; D-mannose binding
Source: RefSeq, a predicted model, not a curated record